AUGGCUGACGACAAUCCCGUCACUGCGCCUGCCGAAGCUGAGAAGCCUGAGAACACCUCGGCCGACAGGCCGGACGAGGCGUCCGAGACUGUCGCUACCUCUGAUCAGAAGACAACUGAACCCGCUCACGCAACCGAUGACAAGAAGGAGGCCGAAGCUGAGAACAAGGAAUCAGCUGCAUCUGGCGAUGUGACGGAGUCCAAGAAUGACGGCGAGAGCGCCGCUGCCCCUGCCGACGCUGAGGCUGCUGCCCCGGAGACGAACGGAUCUGCGCCCGCCAAGAAGUCCGCGAAGGACCGUCGCCGCUCCAGCGGUGUCGGCGAGAAGUCUAAGCAACUGAGCCGCAAGAAGUCUCAGAUUCGUACCACCCAGCUGAAUGCGAAGCCAGGCGAGUAUUACUUGGCGCGCCUCCGCAGCUAUGCGCCUUGGCCCUCCAUCAUCUGCGACGAGGAGAUCCUGCCCAAUACGCUGCUCGACAAUCGCCCUGUAACCGCGAUGCAAAAGGAUGGAACCUAUCGCGCCGAUUACGCCGACGAUGGCAAGAGGGCACACGAGCGGACUUUCCCUGUGAUGUUCUUUGGGACCAACGAAUUUGCCUGGGAUGUCUCCGAGAAGAACAAGGCUAAGGGCCUAAUCGCCGCCUACAAAAUUGCCGCAGAAGGCCAUGACCUGCAAUACUUCAAGAGCCUGUUGGCAGACCACCAGGCUGCCCUGCAGCAGGAGAUCGAUGAAGCGGAGGCUGAAGAGAAUGCAAAGGCUGCGGCCAAAGCUGAGAAGGCGAAGAAGACCAAGCGCAAGAGCAAGGGCGCCGACACCGAUGUGGAUAUGGAAGAUGCGGAUGAGAAGAAGCCCAAGAGCUCGAAGAAGCGGAAAAACGAGACUGAGGCUGAGGCGGAGAAACCCGCCAAAACUCCCAAGACCUCGACCAAGCUGAAGUUGACCACCCCAAAGGCCCCCGCCGAGGAGAGCAGCAAGAAGACCCCUGCUAGCAAGACCAAGAAGGCCCCGGCCAAGAAGGGCAAGGCUGCUGCCAAGGACGAGGAGGAUAUUGCUGAGGCCAAGGAGCCAGAGAAGCAGAUUGACCCGGAGGAGUUGAAGAAGAAGAAAGAAAAAGAGGUUCUCUUCCUUCGUCACAAGCUCCAGAAGGGGUUCAUUUCCCGUGAUCAACCACCCAAGGAGGACGAGAUGGCCACGAUGGGCACUUAUUUCGACAAGCUGGAGAAGCACGCCGAUCUGGAAGUUUCGAUUAUUCGCUCGACCAAGAUCAACAAGGUCCUAAAGAUGAUCGUGAAGCUCAACUCGAUUCCUCGUGAUGAGGAAUUCAACUUCCGCCACCGUGCCAUGAACAUUCUGUCGAGCUGGAAGGCUGUCCUGGAUUCCGAUACCCCCGCGGGAGACAAGGAUUUCAAGCCCACUGCCAACGGAAGCUCCAAAGAGGAUGAGGGCGCGGAUACUCCCAAGCUAGAGACGGAGGAGGAGAAAGAGCCGGAGAGCAAGGCCGGCAAUGACGAUACCCCCAUGCCUGACGCCGAUGCAGACAAACCAGAAGAGACCGAGAAACACGAGGCCACCCAGGGUGACAAGCCCGCCGAGGAGAAGGCUGUGGAGACUAGCGCAUAA
Molecule: messenger RNA, 1620 nt
Organism: Penicillium cinerascens
Lineage: Eukaryota; Fungi; Ascomycota; Eurotiomycetes; Eurotiales; Aspergillaceae
Exons: 6
Coding region: 1-1620 (539 amino acids)
Biological process (GO): anterograde axonal transport
Cellular component (GO): mitochondrion
Source: RefSeq, a predicted model, not a curated record